GUUAUAUUUCAUAGGUAGUUAAUUUCAUAGUCAGUACCGACCUAAGGCAGAGCAUAUUUCAUAGAUACAAGUAUAUAAUCAUGGCAUUAUCCGACCAUCUCCUUCAUUCUCUCCCACGCCCAGCGCCCUUAGUGACUCUAAGUGUGUCAAUAUGAAGUCAUUCUUAACUUUGGCGGCGGUCGCUGGCCUUCUUAGCGUACCCGCUCGUAGCGCACCUACAUAUCCAAAACUACCAAACUCGACCAGUUGGGCUUUUGAGAAAUGGGACGCCAUAGUCGUCGGCGCCGGAACUGCUGGCAUCAUCGUAGCUGAUAGGUUGAGCGAAGCCGGGAAGAAGACUCUUCUGGUAGAACUUGGCGGCGCCUCCUACGGAGUUACGGGAGGCACAGAAAGGCCGGCAUGGCUUAACGGAACGUCAAUGAGCCGUGUUGACGUACCUGGGUUAUACAAGAGCAUCUUCAGUGGCAACUCGGACCUCCUAUGUCCUUCGGGCGUUAUGAACUCCUUCCAAGCAUGCACCAUUGGCGGUAACAGCGCUAUCAACGCCGGCUUGUACUUCCAACCUCCGGCGUCUGAUUGGGACGAUUAUCAUCCAGAGGGGUGGAAGAGCGCCGACGUCGAAGGUGCGACACGUAGACUCCUAGACACUCAGGCUUCCAUAACGAGCUACUCCACAGACGGCAAGUUUUACAUGCAGACCGGAUACGAGGCGGCCAAAAAGUGGCUUGUCGACGGCGCUGGACUGUCCGAGGUCGAUUUCAAUGAAACUCCGGAUAAUAAGGACAUGGUCUUUGGGCGGCCAUCCUACAACUACAUCGAUGGCCAAAGAGGUGGUCCAACCAGGACAUACUUACAAAAUGCCCUGAAGCGAAGUAACUUCCACCUCCAAACCGGUGUUCGCGUUAAACGUAUCAACCAUGUCAACGGCUUCGCUUCCGGGGUUACUGCCGAAGUCGAUGGAUCAUUAUUGUAUAUUCGGCUUUCUCCCCAAGGCCGAGUGAUUCUAAGUGGCGGCGCCAUCGCAUCGCCAGGGCUGCUAAUGCAUUCUGGUAUUGGCCCGCUUGAAACACUCCUUAACAUGACUGCCUCGGGAUUCCUGCCUCUCAACUCCACAAGUUAUGUCCUCAACCCAGAAGUCGGGGAAGGACUUUUUGAUAACCCGAACACGUUCAUCGAACUCACCGGGCCCGAAAUUGAGUCGUACGUGCACGACUACAACAACCCGAUCCCUGCAGACAGAGAUCUUUACCUAUCUUCACGCAGCGGCCCCUACGCUUCUGCGUCCCAGACCUCUGCUUUCUGGGCGUACGUGCCCAAUCCCGACGGUACCAAGACUGGGGUCCAAGGUACUAUUGAUUCAUCCGGCCACGGAGAAUUUGUAGACAAUAAGACCAUCACGCUCAACAUCUACGGUACCUCGGGCUUGUACUCGGCGGGACGUGUUAUCUUGUCAGACGACGAAAAGUACGUACCAGGUCCUAGCUCUGGUGUCUACUAUAGUGACCCCCGCGACGCCGAGAACAUUGCAAAGUUCAUCCACACCAUCUUCCAAGCUCUACCGCCUUCGACGCCCGACUCCCCGGCUGCGGAUGGCCUCACGCCGCUUAACAUCCCUCAGAACUCAACUCUAGAGGAGAUCCGUACUUACAUUACCACUUGGUCCGACUAUGCGGUCGGCUCCGUCCAGCAUUGGUCCAGCUCGUGCAGGAUUGGGAAGUGUGUCGACGCUGAUACGAAGGUUAUUGGCACCGAGAAUAUCUACGUCGUCGAUGCCUCAAUCCUCUCUCCGUUAACGGUCAACCCGCAGUUCGGCGUGAUGGUUGCGGGAGAGAAAGGAGCGGAAAGGAUAUUGGAAACUUGGCAUGGAGGUAAUAUAGGGACUCUUGCUUAGGCACUUGAUAUGUGGUUUCAUGCAUCAGAUGGCGUUCAUUUAUAUCAUAUAGAAAGGCAGAGUAAAUAGAGGU
Daldinia caldariorum is the source of this 1964-nucleotide messenger RNA. RefSeq names its product putative cellobiose dehydrogenase. Gene Ontology annotation, molecular function: oxidoreductase activity, acting on CH-OH group of donors; flavin adenine dinucleotide binding. NCBI's taxonomy places the organism in Eukaryota, Fungi, Ascomycota, Sordariomycetes, Xylariales, Hypoxylaceae. The record is from RefSeq and is a predicted model, not a curated record. The coding region runs from base 152 to 1891 and encodes 579 amino acids. The transcript is spliced from 2 exons.